This is a messenger RNA of Salvelinus fontinalis (brook trout), 3703 nucleotides long. It is a transcript of the gene tram1, whose product is annotated as translocation associated membrane protein 1. Lineage: Eukaryota; Metazoa; Chordata; Actinopteri; Salmoniformes; Salmonidae. The transcript is spliced from 11 exons. Gene Ontology annotation, biological process: SRP-dependent cotranslational protein targeting to membrane, translocation; protein insertion into ER membrane. The coding region runs from base 184 to 1302 and encodes 372 amino acids. Gene Ontology annotation, cellular component: endoplasmic reticulum membrane. The record is from RefSeq and is a predicted model, not a curated record.
CUCGAUAUUUGUUUGUUGGCCCGUGGUUCUGUGUGAGAGAGAGCAGCAGGAGGAAGACUGGUGCCUUUCUUUAGAGCUGACGGGGGACGGACAGAUAACAAUACCGAAUACGUGGUCAUACCCGAUUCACUCUGCUUCUGAGUCGCGCCGGUCAAUAAAAGUUCACUUUUGGAAGACGUAAAAAUGGGGAUCCGCAAAAAGACCAACAAGAACCCACCGGUGUUGAGCCAUGAGUUUAUCAUCCAGAACCAUGCAGAUAUUGUUUCCUGUGUUGCUAUGGUGUUCCUCCUCGGGUUGAUGUUUGAGGUCACCUCGAAGGUUGCAGUGCUGUUCAUCACUGUCCAAUACAACGUUACAAUCUCUGCAAACGAGGGCCUGCCAGAGGAGAGCGUGGUGAACCACUUCCACCACGGUCUGAAGGAUGUGGCUACAGUCUUCUUCUACAUGCUGGUGGCCAUCAUUAUCCACGCCAUCAUUCAGGAGUAUGUACUGGACAAGAUCAACCGGAAGAUGCACUUCUCUAAGACCAAGCACAGCAAGUUCAACGAGUCGGGCCAGCUCUCUGUCUUCUACCUGUUCUCCUUCGGAUGGGGAACCAACAUCCUCAUGUCGGAGAACUUCCUGUCCAACCCAGUGAAUCUGUGGGAAGGCUACCCUCAUACCUUGAUGCCGUUCCAGAUGAAGUUCUUUUUCAUCUGUCAGAUGGGCUACUGGCUUCACGCUCUCCCCGAGCUCUACUUCCAGAAGACCAAGAAAGAGGAUAUUCCUCGUCAGUUGGUGUAUAUCGCUCUGUACUUGGUCCACAUCGCAGGAGCCUACAUCCUCAAUCUGAAUCGUCUGGCUCUGGUCCUGCUGGUGUUACACUGCUUUGUAGAGCUUCUCUUCCACGUGUCCCGCCUGGUCUACUUCAGCAACGAGAAGAGACAGACUGGGUUCAGUGUCUGGGCAGUAGUGUUUGUUCUUGGACGGCUGCUCACCCUGUGUGUGUCUGUCCUGACUGUGGGUUUCGGCCUGGCCAACGCUGAUCAACAGGUACUGGACCUGGCCAACGGAAACUUCAAUGUACUCUUCGUUCGGAUCACUGUGCUGGCGACCAUCUGUGUGACUCAGGCCUUCAUGAUGUGGAAGUUCAUCAACUUCCAGCUGAGGAGGUGGAGAGAGCAGGCCCAGGCCCAGCCCGUGAAACCCAAGAAACCCCAAGCUCCCAAGAGCAAGUCCAAGAAAGAAAAAGCCAAUGGAAUGAACGGAGUAAGUUCCAACGGAGCUGAUUCGCCGAGAUCAAAGAAAGAGAAGUCCUCAUAAAGUCCCCCCUCUACCCCUCCUACCCCUACCCACCCCCAAAAGACUCCCCUUUAUCCUGUCCCCCUCCUACCCCUACCCACCCCCAAAAGACUCCCCUUUAUCCUGUCCCCCUCUACCCCUCCCCACCCCAAAAAGACUCCCUUUUAUCUUGUCCCCCUCCAACCCCUCCCCACCCCAAAAAGACUCCCUUUUAUCCUGUCCCCCUCAACCCCUCCCCACCCCAAAAAGACUCCCUUUUAUCCUGUCCCCCUCCAACCCCUCCCCACCCCAAAAAGACUCCCUUUUAUCCUGUCCCCCUCCAACCCCUCCCCACCCCAAAAAGACUCCCUUUUAUCCUGUCCCCCUCAGGCUGCACCGAGCCUUCUCAUGCCACUGAUCUAGCUGUUGUUAACAGCCCAAUCCCAAAUCCCCCCCUAGACCCUAUGCCAGGGAUCAGGCCAAGUUUUUUUUCUUUUCUUGAGUAGAUGGUCAGGGGGCCGGAGCAUAAUUACAAAUAAUUUGAAGACUUCAAAUUGACCGCAAAGAAGCCCAAACUGAUAGAAUAUUUGACUAAAACAUAAUCAUUUCAAACCUUGCUUACGUUUGUAUACAAUCACUUUGGAACAUAUUUCUAAAAUUUAAAAUUACUUGGAGCUGAUUGGCUGGUGUUUCUAGUCUUAUUUCCAACAAUAAAAACUUUUUGAUUUUUUUUUUUCAACUAUGGGCCUCCAGUUGGGGAACCCUGGCCCCCCCCCCCCCCCCUAAGCACUUCUGAAGAUCAACAUGUAUUGAAUUGGUAUAAGCAGUAUGGGGAAACUUCAACCCAGAUCUUAUCUGAAGGACUACAGCUCCUCCCAGUAGGACUACAAACUCCACAAUGCAUCUUAGCUUUAUCUGCUCCUUGACAAUCUCAAGUGAUCCCGAUUUUUCCCAUAUUGUCACGUGCCAUUACUACAGAGAAAAAAAGUACAAAAAUAAAAUAUAUAUAUAACUUAUUUAAGUGCCUAUUGAUACAGAUUGUUUUGUACAGUUUUAAAAUUUCAGGAAUGAUGGAGAAAAAAAAAAUCAGUGUUUUCAUCUGUUUCUAAAGUCAAACAUUUCAUAUGCCAUUUUUUUUUUCAACAUUUUUAUUUAUCCGACUGUAUACUGUAUGACAUUCUGUUUCUUUAACAAAAGGGCUUCUUGAAUUCAUUCCCAUCUGUUUGGAAUCACUAGCAGAGAAACUCCAUGCCCCUGCCUACUUUCACUCAGUCUGUAUCAGAGGUUUAGUUACAUCGUUUUUUUUAAAAUUUUCCAGUAGUUGAAAUGGCUUCAUUCCCCCUUGUUUCCUUUCCUUCAUCAACACAAGGGUUACUAGACUGGAUAGGAUUCAUUAGUUUCCACCAUAGUGCUUUAACCUACCAGUUUGUGUGUCCCAAAUACCAUCUUAUUCCCAAUAUAGUGCUUCACUUUUGACCAGAGCUGUAUUGAUCCUGGUCAAAAGUAGUGUACAACAUAAGGAAUAGGGUCCCAUUUGAGUCCCAGACAUUAUCUCAGGACACUGGCAGUGAGAACGCAGGGACAGGGAACAAGGAUAGGAAGGCCAUUCUAGAGAAUUUUGAGUUUUAAUUUACUUUUCAAGCCUUUUGCGUUGGUGCUGUAAAAAAAACAAAAAAAACGUCCCAGGCCCUGUUUUACGUCUCUGUUUUAAUGCUUCCUUCCUGUGGUCUUUCCUUUGUUCCUGAAGCAAUCGCUGAUCCAACGUGGUUGGAUAGGGCUGUUUACCCCAAUCCAGCCAAUGGCAGGAUCAGUGGUCACUCUGUGGAGAGAGGAAGCAAUUAUUGAUGUUCAUCCUAAAUGUCUCCCUAUAUAUAUAUAUAUAUAUAUAUAUAUAUAUAUUAGUGCACUACUUAUGAUCACAGCCCAUUGUGUCUCUGUACACUAUAUAGGGAAUAGGGUGCCAUGACCACUGCCCAUGUAUGAGUGCCAUUUGGGAUACAACCGUGGAGUUGUUGGUUUAGAGAUAAUCUAGAGUGCCUACCAAGGCACUGAAAGGAUAUGUUCCCUAUAUCUCUCUCUUUUCAGAUCUACAUGAAGGUUGUGAGCUAAAUGGCACCCUAUUUCCCUAAUAUAGUGCACUACUUUAGACUAGGACUCUGGUGUAAAGUAGUGCACUCUAAAGACAAUAGGGUGCCAUUUGGAGAUGUAGACCUUGUAUUUAUGUCUCCUUUGAAAAUGUCCAUGAGAAUAUAAUUUGUUGUUGAAGACAUUAUGGAUAAGGAAAUGUUCCGUUCUGUUUUAUGCCCCCCCCCCCCUUUAAUUUUAACUGAACGUGCCAAAUGCUUGUUCUCCUCAUGAAACAUGGCAUAAAACCCACCGUGACUCUUUUACUUUCAUUUAACAUGCCCACGUGUUGCCAUUAAAAAUAAUUUACACAAAGAAA